Phyllostomus hastatus (greater spear-nosed bat) is the source of this 3124-nucleotide messenger RNA. It is a transcript of the gene RDH12, whose product is annotated as retinol dehydrogenase 12. The record is from RefSeq and is a predicted model, not a curated record. The coding region runs from base 130 to 1080 and encodes 316 amino acids. NCBI's taxonomy places the organism in Eukaryota, Metazoa, Chordata, Mammalia, Chiroptera, Phyllostomidae. The transcript is spliced from 7 exons.
UCAAGAGGAGCUAGAAGUGGGAGAAGCCACAAGAAGCAGCCAAGAGUUGGAGCCAGACCAGGAGCCGGAGCCAGAGUUAGAGCUGAAGCUGUUUUUGCUAAAGGAGCAUCAACUAAAGAAGUCGAAACCAUGAUGGUUAUCUUGGGACUGCUCACCUCCUUCCUUUUUUUCCUGUAUGUGAUGGCUCCAUCCCUCAGGAAGUUCUUUGCUGGUGGGGUUUGUAAAACCAACGUGCAGCUUCCUGGGAAGGUGGUGGUGAUCACCGGUGCCAACACGGGCAUCGGCAAGGAGACGGCCAGAGAGCUCGCUCGCAGAGGAGCCCGAGUAUACAUUGCCUGCCGAGACGUACUGAAGGGGGAGUCUGCCGCCAGUGAAAUCCGAGCUGACACAAAGAACUCCCAGGUGCUGGUGCGGAAACUGGACCUAUCGGAUACCAAAUCCAUCCGAGCCUUUGCUGAGGGCUUUCUGGCAGAGGAAAAGCAGCUCCAUAUUCUGAUCAACAACGCAGGAGUGAUGAUGUAUCCAUAUUCUAAGACAGAGGAUGGCUUUGAAACCCACCUGGGAGUCAACCACCUGGGCCACUUCCUUCUCACCCACUUGCUCCUGGAGCGGCUGAAGAAGUCUGCUCCUGCACGGGUGGUGAACCUGUCGUCGGUGGCCCACAUCGCUGGCAAGAUUCGCUUCCACGACCUCCAGGGUGAGAAGCGCUACAGCCGGGGUUUUGCUUACUGCCACAGCAAGCUGGCCAAUGUGCUUUUCACUCGUGAGCUGGCCAAGAGGCUCCAAGGCACGGGGGUCACCACCUACUCAGUGCACCCAGGCAUUGUCCGUUCUGAGCUGGUCCGGCACUCCUUCCUGUUGUGCCUGCUCUGGCGGCUCUUCUCACCCUUUGUCAAGUCGGCGCGGGAGGGCGCGCAGACCAGCCUGCACUGUGCCCUGGCUGAGGGCCUGGAGCCCCUGAGCGGCAAGUACUUCAGUGACUGCAAGAGGGCCUGGGUGUCUCCAAGGGCCCGAAACAACAAGACGGCUGAGCGCCUGUGGGACAUCAGCUGUGAGCUCCUAGGAAUCCAGUGGAAGUAGAGCUGGCGGAAGAGCCACAGCUGUAUCAGGUCUUGUCUGCACCACAGUGAAAGGGGACCAAGGAGAAGGCCAACCCUGAGGGCUUGUCCUCCCAGCUGGUUGCUGUUGCGAAUCCUGUCCUCCUCCGAUUCUCCUGACCCUCCUGGAAACCUUUGCACACCACCCUCUCAUGGGGCUUGAUCAUGGCCUGAGAUGUCCACACCCACAGAGCAUUUUCUCCCAAGACUCACAGAGCCGGCCAGCCGAGGUCUCGGGGCAGGAGGAAUGGGCAGAUGUCAGGCUGAGCAGGGGGACGGAGAGAAGAGCCUGGCUCUUUUUGGGUCGGUUUCCUCACCAGCACCAGAAACGCCAGCCAGCGUGCGCAGCAGAGGCGACAGGAGCAUCAGCAUUACGUAUUUCUAGGGACUAUAGGCUCAAAUUCCUGAUUGAUCUGUUUCUUCUUUGAAAUACUAGUCACAUGUCUGGAGCCUGGACCGACUCAGCAAAAUCUUAGCUUAACCGUGGCCAGCUUUGGUUCCUUUCUCUGAGCACCUCGGGGCCACUCAGUGAAGCUGGACAUUCCCAGUUUAUUUUUUCACUUUUUUUAAACAUUGAAAAUGUUUUCUAGCUUUAUUGAGAUAUCAUUGACAUAUACCAGUGCGUAAGUAUGGACCUUCCCACUUUCAACCAUGCAGACUUCCCUAAAGCAUUCCCUUUGCCUCGGGGUGCAGAGGAAACAGACAGCCUGCACGCCUCAUCGGCUCUCUUACUUUCUCAGGGUAGCAGGAGAGAGAUGGGACAGAGUGAGGAAGCCAGCCGUCUCGUUCAGUGAGGAGCAUCUCACCCUACGCACCACCCACAACCUUUUUAUAAUAUCGCAUCUUAUGAUGCAUUAUUGAGAUGGUGUAAAAUAAGAUGUUUUGGUUGGGUAUUUUCUCAAGUUUCCUCCAGCUCUCACAUUUUAUUAUCUAAGAAGUGACUUCAAUCACACAAAGGCUUAGCUUCACUGUAGAUCAAGGCCAGAGGGAAUAGGGGACAUCACUUAAUUGGAUACAUGGAUGCAGAAACACCAAGCCCUGAUAAACUCUCCACCUGAAAUCUUCUCUUUUCUGGCCUCCCUGCUCUCCUGUGCUGUGGCUCGGGUGACCUGCUCCUUGCCUCAGGUGUGGAAGGUCACUGAGAAGAGGCAAGGAGAUGUGCCUAAUCUGUCAGCCAAUUAACCAAAGAGGUCAUGUUACUGGUUCCUGUUCUAAAGCAUCCAAAGGGCAUCUGGUGACAAAAUGUCCUUUUCUUCCUUAGCAAGUCUACUUUUUUAAACAACCGUUUUAUUAUGGGAAUUUUCAAAUAGACAAAAGUAGAGCAAAUAGUAUCGCAAAUCUCCCUGUAGUCCAGCUUCAACACUGACAUCCUGUCAACCUUGUUUCAUCUGUAUUUCCCCCAUGAAAUUUUUUGGGGGGGUGUAGUGGGAUAUCCAGAUACCAUGCAUUCACCAGUAAAUACUUUAAUGUGCGUCUAAAUAAGAACACAACAAGCUCAGUGAUCAGAAGUAACCACACAGGGUGGCCUGAUCAGAGAGUCCUACCUGGGCGGGUCACAGCAGGUAGUUGCCUCCCAGGUCUACAGCUUCCUUAGCAAGGGCCAAUCUUUACCUUACGUGAGCUCUGCCCAUUGUUCUUGUGCAUCCAGGAUAACGUAUCUUUGAAGUGUCAGAAUAAUUUUCUGUUCUAGACUCCCCGUGGCCACAACCACCAGCACCAGAGCACAAGACCACAGAAUCCCUUUGUUAUCUUGUUCACUGCAUCCUGUUUCUAUGUGCUGUGAAUGUUAAUUAUUAACUAUCUACCCACCAAUGUGUUUCUCCGAGUUGCCUUUUAUCCAUGUUUUCUCCCGCCUCCGUAAUCCACCACCAGUGGAUUUCAUGUAACCCCUUAUGUCUCCUCCUUUGAUUCAAAUGUAUAAAAUAAGCCACAAAAUUGCCAUUUUCCAGAGCAUUUUUCAACCUGUUGAGAUUUUGUUUCCCAUAAUAUUUUGUCAGUUUGGCUGAAAUAAACUCAUAAAAAUUCUC